CAAGAGAUGCUGAGGAUCUGUGGUGGAAAAAGGUCUUGGCUGCCUCACCCUGUUUCUACAGCGAGACCCAGCGCAGCGCUGCAAGCGAUGGCCGCAUCAUUACCACCAGAUUUCGACUGGCGUAAUGUAAAUGGCAUUAAUUUUGUGUCUCCCGUGAGAAACCAGGGUGCAUGUGGCAGCUGUUAUGCCUUUUCAUCCAUGGGGAUGCUGGAGUCGCGUCUGCGCGUACAAACUAACAACACGCUGCAAGUGCAACUGUCCCCUCAGGAUGUGGUCAGCUGCAGUCAACUGUCACAGGGUUGUGACGGGGGUUUCCCCUACCUUGUAGCUGGCAAGUAUGCCAAGGAAUUUGGUGCUGUAGAAGAAAAAUGCAACCCAUACGUGGGAGGGGGAGGAUCCUGCACUGGACGCACUUGCCUCAAGCACUACACAGCGAGUUAUGGAUAUGUUGGAGGUUAUUAUGGCGCUUGCAAUGAAGAGCUGAUGAGAUUUGAGCUGGUACAUGGGGGUCCCAUCUCUGUAUCAUUUGAGGUGUAUCCAGACUUCCAGAACUAUGAGGGUGGUAUUUACCACCACACUGGGCUGGGAGAGUUCAAUCGUUUUGAGAUUGUAAACCAUGCUGUCCUAUUGGUGGGAUAUGGUGCGAAUGAAACAACAGGAGAGAAAUUCUGGAUAGUAAAGAACAGCUGGGGUAAAGGCUGGGGAGAAAAUGGUUUUUUCCGCAUACGACGAGGCACAGAUGAAGUCGGCAUAGAAAGCACAGCGGUACACGUUACUCCCAUACCUUAGACUAAUGAAGCAAAGAAAUGCAAAUUUUUAGUCUUUAACCUAUUAUUUUAUCUCUGCAUUGGUUUAUCUGUACAAGUGGACUGAACAGACUGCUGCUACUCAGACAUUACCCUUCCACUGCCACAUAUUUUAAAUGCAGCUACUUUCUCUCGGAUAAAGAGGUGUGUGGUAUCACCGUCUUCAUAUAUCCCACUCCCUUAGAACUGUUAAAUAAUUAAAUAGUCAUGAAACUUGGUAUGAAUAUUUGUACAGAGACAAGUAAUACAGUACAAGACUUACAGGUUACAUGCAAUGAAUUUUACGUAGCUCAGAUCUAUGCUAGUAGAAAUUAUGUUUUGAAAUAGCUCCCUAAGUUACGCAACUUGCAUACAUUGUAAUAAUGUACAGGGCCCAGCGUAGCCAUCCUGCUUGUUCCCGCUGACCGAUUACUUUCUUGAUCACCUCUGUAGUUGCUGCAUAUUACCAACAUAUAAAUUUUAUUACAAAAGCUUCUGUUGAAGUACAGCGUGAGUCAAAUGUCAUGAUAGGACAAAGCAAACAAGAAUCCAAAAUUAAAGUCACAGCAUCAUACUACACAUAUUUCACUUUGCUUAGCUAAAAAGCUGAAGCAGUAGUAGUUUUUCUCAAAAUAGAGAACCAGCUGAGCACCCCGGGUGAUCACCCCUAAAGCUAGCCUCCAGCGGCAUAAUGCCCACACCAGAUUCAUCAACGGCCGUAACUUAUUUCAAUUCUUUCCACGUCGAACAAACCGUGCACUCACAUUGUGAAGCACGGUGGAUGUUGGCAAUAAUGUUAGGAGUAUAUUAUCUUAGCAUUUGUACACGGUGACUAAGGAAACACCUCAGUCAGGACAACUAACACACAGGCUUAGAAUCAAACGCGGGUCCUCCUGUAUGAGGCAGGCAAGCUAACCACAAAAGUGUGAUGUUAGAUGAGAAAGGAUAUGACAGGAAGUGGAAAUGGCCUGUUUUAACAUUCUACUAUCCCAGCAUUUUCUUGGUGAGGCUAAGGAAAAUUACAGAAAACUGCAUUUUCAGCAGCUGGUAUGUAGCUAAAAUGUAAAGCUGGAACUUCCUAAACAUAAAGCAGCAUUCAGUGAAAGGCAAUCAACAUGUGUAAACUCAACAUAUUUAUUCAUAUAUUACCAACAACAAUUUAUGCUAAUGAUACAGCCUUAUCGCAGGAACGAAGGGGGAGUAAGAUAGAGUGCAAGCUUGACACAAAGAUAGGAAUUGUAGCCAGGAUCUGGCUCAUAAAUUGUUAAGUAUUAGCUCGCGCAAAAGAUAUGAUAAUCGAAAAUGGCCAUAACAGUCAGUUUCAAAACAAAUAUGACCCAGUAUAAAAUAACCCAACAUCUGUUCAACAUUUUAAUUUUGCCAGACAUCGGGAAGAGUUACUACGUUUCCACGCGUUGCCAGGUUAAAUGACUGAAAAUGCACAUAAAAUGCUUAUAUAGUUAACAUUUUUUUACACUUCAUAUAGAAAGAAGCUCAAGGGGACAAUUUUAAGGUUCCUACAGAAAUGAAAUUCAUUUCACAAAGAAACUGCCAUUUAAGUGUACAAUACAAAUGUACGCCAAAAAAUGUCUUGUUCUGUAGAAUACAAUGGCUUUACCUAGAAAGUGCCAUGGUCCAUACAGAUAGGACAAUCCUAGACAUGCUUCAGCAGUCCGUACCAUAGCGCUUCACUUCCAGAAGAGGAACCAAAUUCUCUUCACAUCUCAUGUCAGUCUACCUAAGGAAAUUCUAAGAAGAGUAUUCAUUGCUAUUCUAUUCUGACACAAUUAGCAACAGCAUAUCACAUUUCUCUAUUCAUAUAAAGUACGCCUCACCUGAAACAAGUUAGGUGACAUGACGUGAUUUUUACACUAUCAAAAUUAUUGAGGUAAUAAAAUAUUCGUCGUUGCAUUGCAUCUUGAGCUAUAUUACAAUGGGUCAUAUCAAACUUGAGUCAAACUUUAAAACAGAAUCGCAUAUCAAUCACAAUCUACAGCACUCUGUCCACUCCUCCCUUGGAACAAAAGAUGUUUCCAAAUAUUAAAACUUUAAGAAAAUAAUAUGUAAUAAAAAGGGUUACAUGCCACACAGUA
Messenger RNA from Zootermopsis nevadensis, 2878 nucleotides. RefSeq names its product dipeptidyl peptidase 1-like. Lineage: Eukaryota; Metazoa; Arthropoda; Insecta; Blattodea; Termopsidae. Gene Ontology annotation, biological process: proteolysis. The record is from RefSeq and is a predicted model, not a curated record. Gene Ontology annotation, molecular function: cysteine-type peptidase activity.